UAAAUUUUAAUACGCCUCAACCACCCGUGCAAGAUAAAGAUAACAAAACUGUCAUAAUAUAAGAAUUGAAAACUAAUACGCACGAAAGUCAGGGCGUCAGAACGUGACUGUUGCUGUUACUGAUGGCAAUCACUUUACGAUUGUAAUUAAUGACCACAUAAUACCGUAUUUUUGAGAACUGAAGAGAAGCGAAAGUAAGAGUACCAACUUCUACUAAGAUGGAUUUUGUUGACACCAGUGCAACACCAGUAGUUCGAGACGGUUUGGUAAAUGAUAUCAUGUCACAACUGUAUGGAAUGGAAGUAGUCAACUUCACUGAAAUGGAAAGUUACAUCGAUCGAAAUUAUUUGGUUAAUGUGAAGAAAACACACAGAAAUCCGUACAUUAAGGAGGUGAAACCUCAUGGUUAUGUGUUGAAAAUCUUCAACGGAGAAGAAUCAAAGGACGAAGAUUAUUUUGAUGCAUGUUAUUUUGUGGUUGACUAUCUUCGAGAAUAUAAUAUUCCUGUUCCGGAAAGAAUACAAAGAAUUGAUGGUAAAUUCCAGAAUAGAGAAAGAUUAUAUAAUGAUACGGACGACUCCGAUUCAGAAAAGAAUUGUCAUAUGAUUAUUCUCUUGACCUUCGUUCCUGGAGUAAUUUUAAGUUCAGUACCUCUGGUUCCAUCUCUGUUAUAUAAUGUUGGAAAGCUACUUGGUCGUAUGAGUAAGUUAUUACAGAAUUUCUCUCAUCCGUUUUUCCAAAAUAGACCUCAAGUUAUUUGGAAUCUGGAGAAACUACCUAUACUGACUAAAUACCUAGAGUUUAUCGAAAUUGAAAACGAUCGAAUGCUAGUCGAAGAGGUCAUUGAAACUUUCAAAAAGGAAAUUCUUCCAAAUAUCUCAAAAUAUCAGAAAGGUCAUACCCAUGGUGACUACAGUCAUAUGAAUAUCAUAGUUAGAAAGAAACAUGAGGAAGUCGAGUCACUGCAUUGCAACGAAAAACUUUGUUCGGUGAACAUUAAUGAUACGGCUGGAAAAAUACCUUCGUCACCGUACGGCGUGUCUGGUAUUAUCGAUUUUGGUCACACAAGAUACUCGUACAUAGUUCAUGAUGUUGCAAUUUCUAUUGCUUACAUCUCACUGGAGAGCAAAAUCAUUGAUUCAUUAGAUGUUGGUGGUCACAUUUUAGCUGGUUACUUUUCGGAGAUCAAAUUGAAUUCAGAGGAACUUGACGCUUUACCUGUUUUGAUAUGUGGUCGCCUUGCUAAGUCAUUGACUAUUGGAAGGUACGUAUAUCAACAAGAUACUACAAACUUGUAUCCACUGAGAACUUCUGCUCAAGGUUGGCCAUUGAUUCGUAAAAUCUGGAAGACACCAAAAGAAGUCCUUUUGAAGAGAUGGAAUGAGAUUAUAAGCUCAUAUGGUGAAAAUUAACGAGAAUAUAUGAAGUAAAAUGAAAAGGAACGAUUGGAUAUAUAGCUUUUGUUCUCGCGUUUUUUAUAUACGUCUAACACAGAAUUACACGUAUGUAAAGGUUCACUUGCAUAUACCUACCUACCUACCUACCUACCAACCUACCUACCUACCUACCUACCUACCUACCUACCUACCUACAUACAUACAUACAUACACACAUACAUACAUACAUACAUACAUACAUACAUACAUACAUAUGUAGCAGGAAUAUUUAGCGAUCGAAUUUGGAUUACUAUUUCCGAUGAAAAAAAAAAACACACAUUAAAACCUAAAAAAACCUCAGCUAAAGAAUACGAUUGCAAUUCGCGAAGAUGAUACCAACGUCAUAAAAAAAUCUGAUAAUUCAAGUCUUCGUGUGGAUCGGGAUGUAACAACAAUUUCAUCUUCGGCGCAUAUUUUUUUUUUUUGCCUACACCACCACUAUAUAUUAAGCAUAUUUUAGCUACUAACAGAGGAGAAUACACGCAGACAGCAGACGGUUAUCAUCAGACAAUAUCAGAACCAGCAGCUGUCCUGAGCGCUGUCGCAACACAAAAUCAAUGGACGGCGGCAACAGCACCACACAAUGAUCAGCUAACAUCAAGAAACUCUCGACAGCGGUUAUUAUCAUACCUAGUCCAAGAACAAUUAGUUUCAAACUAUCUUGAUGUUUGUCGUUCGUAGUAACGACAAAAAUUUUGCUUGCAAUAAAAAUAAAUAUUCUUUUAUCAAAAAUUUUAAACAA
Messenger RNA from Octopus bimaculoides (California two-spot octopus), 2178 nucleotides. Its product is annotated as hydroxylysine kinase. NCBI's taxonomy places the organism in Eukaryota, Metazoa, Mollusca, Cephalopoda, Octopoda, Octopodidae. Gene Ontology annotation, molecular function: amino acid kinase activity. The record is from RefSeq and is a predicted model, not a curated record.